Trichoderma harzianum CBS 226.95 is the source of this 735-nucleotide messenger RNA. RefSeq lists its product as hypothetical. Gene Ontology annotation, molecular function: enoyl-CoA hydratase activity; delta(3)-delta(2)-enoyl-CoA isomerase activity. Gene Ontology annotation, biological process: fatty acid beta-oxidation. The coding region runs from base 1 to 735 and encodes 244 amino acids. NCBI's taxonomy places the organism in Eukaryota, Fungi, Ascomycota, Sordariomycetes, Hypocreales, Hypocreaceae. Gene Ontology annotation, cellular component: peroxisome. The transcript is spliced from 3 exons. The record is from RefSeq and is a predicted model, not a curated record.
AUGGACACUUUGAAUCACCUAGAUGUCGAGCGUCGCGGAGUAAUUUUUAUUAUCACGCUACAAAGGCCGCCAGAGAAUCGGCUUACUAUGAAGCUGUGCCAAGACCUCAUCUCCACAUAUCGACGCAUUGAGCAAGAGCUAUCAGCUGAGACACUUGAGCCAGAGGGUGCUGUAAUCUUAAGAGGAAGCAAUGCGAAAUUCUUUACAACUGGCUUAGACCUGGAUGAAAGAGGUGUUAACCCUUUCUCCAGUACCGAUGGCUUUUAUCCAUUACUUCGCACCCUUCUCGAUUUCCCGUUCCCUACCAUAUGUCUCAUUACCGGUCAUACCUUUGGCGGCGCAUGUCUCCUCACUCUUGCCCAUGAUUAUCGCAUCAUGAACUCCCAACGCGGGUUUUGGUCAAUGCCACCCGUGAACCUAGGUCUCCAUUUUGACGGCAUGGGGUCUUUACUUCGUGCUAAGCUACGUCCACAGGUGUCAAGGACAGUGUUGUUAGAGGCGCACAAGUUCACUGGCAAGGAAGCUUUCGAAGCGGGCAUUGUGGAUGAAAUUGCCCCGCCUGAAGAGAUGUUAGACAGGGCAAUUGCUUUGGCGGAAAAAGUGAAAGUGAAAGCGAAGAUGGGCGUCUUUGCGUUGUUGAGGCUAGAGUUGUACGGGGAGGCUCUGCGAGAGUUUCAAAAGAUUAGCCAUAUCCACAGCCGUGAAGUAUCAAGACAGCCAAAGGCUAAAAUUUAA